AUGACUGAUAGGAAACGAUGUAUUGAAAUGAAUACCUUAUACUAUGUAUUGAAGUGUAUCGUAAAGCAAAUGCAAAGCAAUUGUAUUGUGGAAACUGGAUGUGAGAUUAUCUGCAAUUCAUGUUCAGCCCAGUUAUGGGCAAUUACACACUCAGAAGAGACCAGUAACCAAGUGAUAGAUCCGCGACACAAGAAUUCAAUAACUGGUCGACAAUAUAAUGAGAUUAAUGUAAAUUUACGUAAAAAACAGCGAAGACUUGUCAGAGAAAAUCCUGGAGUUUUGAAAGCAUUGGCCAAAGCAAAGAAAAUGGCUAUAAAUGAGUGUCAAAACCAAUUCAAAGAUCGGCGUUGGAAUUGUCCGACAACUGAUUACAUGAAAGGCAAAAGCAUUUUCGGUAAAAUUGUCCAAAAAGGUUGUAGAGAGACGGCAUUCAUCUAUGCCAUAACCAGUGCGGCCGUAACCCAUGCAAUCGCCAGGGCCUGCAGUGAAGGUUUGAUCGAGACGUGUACCUGUGAUUACAGGAAUAACCGUCGACCGAAUGGUCUGGACUGGGAGUGGGGCGGGUGUUCCGAUAACAUAGAGUUCGGCUAUAAGUUUGCCCGAGCUUUUGUCGACGCAGCUGAGAGGGGACGGGAUCUUAGGUUUAUUAUGAAUCUACACAACAACGAAGCCGGACGACUGCACGUAUCCAAUGAAAUGAGACGGGAAUGCAAAUGUCAUGGUAUGAGUGGGUCGUGCACUGUUAGGACCUGUUGGAUGCGUUUGCCGUCAUUCAAAGAUAUCGGCAAUAAUCUAAAAGACAAGUUUGACGGCGCGUCUCGAGUAAUGGUCAGUAAUGAUUACAGAGGAUUGACUCGAAAGAAAUAUAAGAAAGUUCAGCUCAAACCAUAUGAAACAGGAUAUAAAAGUCCGACGCGAAAGGAUUUAAUAUAUUUUGAAGAAUCGCCUGAUUUUUGUAUUAAUAAUCAAAAGUAUGGCGUUUUAGGCACUAAAGGAAGGGUUUGUAACGACACUUCCAUUGGAGUGGAAGGAUGUGAUCUGUUAUGUUGUGGUCGAGGAUAUAAAACUGAGAUCCGAGAGGAACUGGAGCGCUGUAACUGCACUUUCCAUUGGUGUUGUCAGGUGAAGUGCAACAUAUGUAAGACUAGGAAAACAGUUCACACGUGUUUGUGAUACUCUAUGUUGUGUUUGUCCUCAAAGUAAUUACAUAUUAUGUAAAACUAAAUUA
Molecule: messenger RNA, 1228 nt
Organism: Oppia nitens
Lineage: Eukaryota; Metazoa; Arthropoda; Arachnida; Sarcoptiformes; Oppiidae
Product: protein Wnt-1-like
Exons: 10
Coding region: 1-1173 (390 amino acids)
Biological process (GO): canonical Wnt signaling pathway; neuron differentiation; cell fate commitment
Cellular component (GO): extracellular region
Molecular function (GO): frizzled binding; cytokine activity
Source: RefSeq, a predicted model, not a curated record